Molecule: messenger RNA, 3815 nt
Organism: Brassica rapa (field mustard)
Lineage: Eukaryota; Viridiplantae; Streptophyta; Magnoliopsida; Brassicales; Brassicaceae
Product: auxin-responsive protein SAUR50
Biological process (GO): response to auxin
Source: RefSeq, a predicted model, not a curated record
CAGAUCCAUUUUUAAACUAAACUUAUCAACGCAAUGUCAAACAUCUCAGUUUUAUCUAUGAAAACCGAUCUCACAUUUUUACGUAAUUAAAAAUAAAAUAUAAUACAAACUAAUUGCAUUUACCGAAAAAGAGAUAUAGUUCUUAUAAAAGCUCAUGAGUAAUUAAUAAUAAAUAGUUUUAAAAACCAUUUAAUUUUGUUUUUCUCAAUUCCUUUUCACCUCAUCCUUGCUUUUUGAGUCAAUUUUUCAUAUGUUUGUCAAAAGUCAAUUUUUACAUAAAUGAGUCCUAUGUCCCAACUAUUAUUUUCUACAAUUUUUUUUAGUUGUAAUUUUAAUACAAAUUUUUUUUUACAGGAAAUGUUUCCGGUUAUACUUGAAAAAAUGUCCGAGAACAUUAUAUAUUAUAGCGUAACCUUAUAAAAUUAACAAAAUUUGGGAAAAAAAUUCUACAGUUUAAUGGGUUAAUAAUACGUAUCUGUCAAAUCAGCUCGUAUUUUCAGCCUCCAAAAUGAAGUUUGUGAAUAAGUCAGUGGAACAAACUAAAUUAUUAAGUGUGCAAUCUUCCUAAUUACCCAUCGAUUUGAUUUCUGUGUUAUGCAAGAAAAGUAUAUAACGACAAAAGUUGUGCUAAGAGACAUAGGUGCCUUUCCUAAACACAUGGGACCAUAGUUCCCAAGAGAAAUGCAGAUAGAAUUAUUAAAAGACAAAAUGCUUGUUUCAGAUAGUGACAAUUUCCUACUCUCAAACCGCUCAUCACAUCGCUUUUUGACCAAAUCAUCUCCUCUGAUUAUGGAAAUUAUGGUCUAUUUCUCCGGAGAUUUUUCUUUCGUUUUAAAAGACUAUGCUUUUAAUUGAUGCUUUAUUGAAACCAACAUUAUCAUAUACUACUACUACAUGCUUUUAAUUGAAAGCAGCUUUUGUACAAGCACUUGGUGCCUUGGUGGAAUAUCAGAGUAUUGGUGGUUUAGCAUGUGAUCGAAGCGAUCUUGACCUUAAAAUAUGUUUCAUAAAACCACAAAGUAAUAUUAUUAAAAUUUUGUUUUGAGUCUUUUUAUUUUUUUGUUAAUUUGGUUUGAAUCUUAAGAGACUAGAAAAAAUAUUGUUACUUACAUUUAAGGAAAUAUUAUCUUUUAAAAAGAGUUAAUGAAAGUGUGAAACUAACCCUUGCAUCUACAUUUUUACAUUUUUAUAUUUUUAUAUUUUACACUUAUUUCUCUUCAGUGCAAAUUACGAUAUAGCUACAUUUUUUUUUCUUUUGAGCAACACGAUAUAGCUACAUUAACAAUAAUUAAUUGGUCUGUAAGUGUAGUGGUCCGACAUAACCGUUCGUAGCCUCACCACGUCAAGUUCAAGAGUCAUCGACUGGUCCUACAUGUUUCCCGUUUUCUAUCCACAUAUACACUAUUACCAAAAAUGAGAUCCUUAUAGCCACUCAUUUUAGAGAGUUCACGAUAGAAUCAAAACUACUAUACCAGUUAAAGAGCUGAAAUUUGGGGAAUAAUUGAAAGCUAUUGGAAAAGAGGAACUCAGAUUCAGAGCUUUGAGAAAAAAAAUAGCAAAAAUGGAGAGGAGCGCGCACAUGGUUGGUGUUUGCAAAAAGAAAUUUAAAAGAAUAAGAAUAAUAAAAGAAAAUAACUUUUGUUUGGAAGUGUCACAAGCUCUUCCUAACCACAAAUCCUGCCCUGCUUUGUACUCUUCAGUACAUUUGCAAUUUCCAAAGUCCGUGAUUAACGGUCUUUAACGACACCUCUGCUCUGCAGGUAGACAGGGACACGCAUUGACUCAUUUUGAAAUGUUCUUUCAAAUAUGUUAUAUGUUUCGAGCAAGUUCAUUUAUUUGUAGAAAAUAAUAUUUCAGUAAAAAAUAAUAAUAAUACUAUUUCGUACAAAAUUAAAAUGCUUCUUCGAGUAAACAUUUGUUCAUAAACAAUUUUCCUUUAUUUUUUGUUAAAACAACUCAUUAUUCACAUAAGUAGCAGAUAACCAGCAAUAACCCAUGCUUUGAAGCUUACAUGCCAGACACUUGAAACGCAGAGUUCGGCUCAGCAAACGACUCAUGUUUUUGUUGAGCUUGUAUAGCGGUUAGUGUAAAGCUUCUAACGACAUUAUCUUGAACAAUCAAUUUUUACCUUUUGUAAAAAAAAACGUUUUUUGUAUGAUAUUUUUUAUUUUAACCUCAAUUUUACGAUUAUAUUUAUUAAAAAAUAAAUAAAUAUUUUUUUAAAUUACAGUUAACAUUUUUAAGGACACCGUUUGAUAUUGUAAACUUUUAACUUGUGUUGACAUCAAAAGAUAACUCUUAUUUAUAUACAUCACAUGAAAAUAUAAAUCUAAUGCUAUAAGGACUUUAGUAUAUGACUUAUCAAGGCUUUAAUAGGAUUCCUUUAUCUAAUAUGUCCCUUCAAGUUGGAAAGUGAAGAAGGUUUGCAUAAAAAUAAAAUGAAAGUUGGAAAGUGAAAAUUUCGAACCCAACUUAGAUGACAAAACUUCAAACUAAGGGAGACUAAAAGCCUUGGUUAGUUGGUUAGUAUUUUGCGAUCUCUCUAGUGCGGAAAUGAACAGUAGAAAUGAGGCUGGCUUUGACUACAUCCCAACACUGGCAAUCUCGUCGAUUGGUUACACUGUUGUUAAUCACCAUUUAAACAGUUAAGAAAUAUGAAAGAGUCUAUUUUACUUUUAUGCAGACAUCUGUUUGAGUUUUAGCUUUUUGUGUUGUAAAUGGUGAUAUACAACAAUUUUAUCAUAAAUGAAAUCAUUCGGCAUCCAUUUUUAAGAGCCUAAAAGUUGUGUAUGUUUCAAACUUUCUAAUACAUAUAAUACUAAAAUUUAAAUCCAGAUAGGACCAACCAUAAAAUGGCUCUAACCUCUAAUGUUUUUAGUGCCAUUGUGUGCGUGGCUUCUACACAUAUUUCUCACCUCUCUCCCAGACAAAUAGAAAUACACAACACAUGCAUGUCAUUAUAAAUAUUUACACCUCACCCCUCAAUAUUAUCCACCAACUCCCUCUCUCUACAAACACAACAAAAAGCUUUUCUCUUCAAUUCACUCAAACACACAAGAAAAUGGCCAUCCUCAAGAAAUCUACACAACUUUCCCAAACAACAAUGCUUAGGCAUAUUCUGAAGAGAUGUUCGAGCUUGGGAAAGAAGAACGGAGGAGGAGGAUAUGAAGAAUAUGAUCUCCCACUUGAUGUACCAAAGGGACACUUCCCAGUCUAUGUAGGAAAAAGUAGGAGCAGAUACAUAGUUCCUAUCUCUUUUUUGACCAAUCUUGACUUCCAAUGUCUCCUUAGAAGAGCUGAGGAAGAGUUUGGUUUUGAUCACGACAUGGGUCUCACCAUUCCUUGUGAUGAACUCUUCUUUCAAGAUCUGACUUCCAUGAUCCGAUGAGAUCUAUAUAUUUUCAACAAGACGAAGAACAAGUAAGCUAAAGGAGAUAGAGAUGGAGAUGGUUAAAGAUGAAGUUUUUUUAUUUUAUUUUUUGUAGCUUCUCUUUUUUUUGAACAUCCUCUCUCGUUUCUUUAGUUUGAUGUUUGGCUGUAUUUCCUAUAUCUUCUCUGUUUCUUUUGUCGUAUUUUUAGCUCAUAUCUUGGGUAUUUUUAUUGGUCCAGUUUGACUCGUCUAACCAAAAAAACCCACGAGAUGGAAAUUUUUGGGUUUAAAUCUCUGAAGAAAGCUUGUAAUAUUUUCCUCACGGCCUCAUGGGUAUUUGGUUUGUUACUUAAUAUGCGAGAGAGGUUAAUUAUUAUGUUUGAUGAUCAGUAUGCUCUACAUAGUACAUGCAAUAAAAACCUAAUAAAUCAAGUUUUAUAGCAAA